AUGUCAACAGCACACAGACCGACAUGGACGCCAGCACAGGGCAAGGAGGCUCGUGCCAACUCGCGCCAGGUCUCAGUGCGCCAGAUGGCCUCUCAUACUCGCCUCAAGUUCCGCCAGGCCAAUCAAGGCACUCAGUCUGAGAUAGCUCGUCGUGAUCUCAAGCUGGACUUGCAAAGGGCGGAGGAUGAGGCGAAAGCACGCAAAGCCAAGGGUCUAUCGGGUAUCGUGAGCGAAACCGAAGCAGUCUCCGCGAACAGAUUGCUCGAGGAUGCGCCGCCUGCCGUGACACAAUACGAUCAAGAUGCGGCCGCACUGGCUGCCAAAGUCGCUCAGGACGACUAUGCCGACGAACAAGAUGCAGCAGAGAAGCGAAGGAAGAUCUUACUGGAAGGCAACUUGCUCGAUCUUGACCGUGAUGACUCGAGCGACGAAGACGAAGCGCGCCCGACGGCCAACAAGGGCAAAGGCAAAGAGCGAGCCAUUGAGGCCGAUGGAGAAGCGGCGGAGGAGUCUAGCGAGGAAGAGAGCGACUCGGAUGACGAUGAUGAGGAUGAGACGGCCCAGCUCAUGGCAGAGCUGGAGAAGAUCAAACGCGAGCGAGCGGAGGAGAAAGCGAGGCAAGAGGAAGCCGCCAACAGUGCUGCCAAUGCAGACAGGGAAGCAGAAGUAGCCAGCGGCAAUCCUCUGCUAGAUCUCAAAGCUGCCCUCAACCGCGGCGGCUCACCUACACCUUCGAUGAUGUCCUCGAGCACUGCCACCACCGGCUUUGGGGUCAAACGCAGAUGGGAUGAUGACGUCAUCUUCCGCAACCAAGCUGUGCAGAACGAUGCGCCUCGCAAAGAAUUCGUCAACGAUCUGCUCAGGACUGAUUUCCACCGCAAGUUCAUGAAACGUUACAUAGCUUGAUCGAUCUACAGGCCUUCAUCAGAGAGUUGUGUCAUCAUGCAGACUUGAUCGCUCCAUG
Molecule: messenger RNA, 964 nt
Organism: Mixia osmundae IAM 14324
Lineage: Eukaryota; Fungi; Basidiomycota; Mixiomycetes; Mixiales; Mixiaceae
Exons: 3
Coding region: 1-906 (301 amino acids)
Biological process (GO): mRNA cis splicing, via spliceosome
Cellular component (GO): catalytic step 2 spliceosome
Molecular function (GO): RNA binding
Source: RefSeq, a predicted model, not a curated record